UCCGAGCCGCAGCUUUCCCUCCCUCCCUCUCCCGCCCGUGGCCGGUCCCCUCCCUUGUGCAGGUCUCAGCCGGCCUCCGCCCCGUUUCCCUCCCUCUUUCCCUUCUUGCCUCCGCCAUUUUGUGGCCGAACGCUGCCUGCGGAGGACCGGCGCCGCGGCGGAGCCUUCCACCUCCCCCUUCGCCCUCUUGCGCUCCCGCUCCCAGCGGCGCCUAGCCCCGGCCCGGCCCGCGCAGCCAUGUCGUCCAGUGCUAGCCCAGAGUACGCCUCCUUCUUCGCCGUGAUGGGCGCCUCGGCUGCCAUGGUCUUCAGCGCCUUGGGAGCUGCCUAUGGCACAGCAAAAAGUGGCACAGGUAUUGCAGCCAUGUCGGUGAUGAGGCCUGAGCUGAUCAUGAAGUCCAUCAUCCCUGUGGUCAUGGCAGGGAUCAUAGCAAUCUACGGCCUGGUAGUGGCAGUGCUCAUUGCCAAUGCCCUCUCACCUUCCAUCACACUAUUCAAGUAAGUCCUUCUC
This is a messenger RNA of Indicator indicator, 510 nucleotides long. It is a transcript of the gene ATP6V0C, whose product is annotated as ATPase H+ transporting V0 subunit c. The transcript has 2 exons. The record is from RefSeq and is a predicted model, not a curated record. The coding region runs from base 238 to 501 and encodes 87 amino acids. NCBI's taxonomy places the organism in Eukaryota, Metazoa, Chordata, Aves, Piciformes, Indicatoridae. Gene Ontology annotation, biological process: proton transmembrane transport. Gene Ontology annotation, cellular component: proton-transporting V-type ATPase, V0 domain. Gene Ontology annotation, molecular function: proton-transporting ATPase activity, rotational mechanism.